AUGAAAACGAUUAUUACUGCCAAUGGGACCAGAGUGCAGGAAUUCAUUUUGCUGGGAUUUGGAGUCGGGCAGCAGAAGCGGUUCUGGCUGUUCAUCUUCUUCACCAUUCUCUACGUGGUCACUUUGGCUGAGAACGUCACCAUCAUCGUACUGGUGGUUCUAGAUGCCCAUCUGGCCCGCCUUCCUAUGUACAUCCUGCUGAGCAACUUCUCCUGGCUUGAGAUGUGUUAUGUGACUUCUACUGUGCCUCGGAUGCUUUUUGACCUAGCAUCUACCCAAGGGAUCAUCUCCUUCAGCGCCUGCUUCCUUCAAUUUUAUAUCUUCUUCUCUCUCGGUGACACAGAAUGUUUAUUCCUCUCAGCCAUGGCCUUGGACCGAUACUUGGCCAUUUGCCAUCCACUGCGCUACCCACAGAUUAUGUCCCAAAAUUUCUGCUACGCUCUGGUGGUAGCAUGUUGGGUCCUUGGGUUCCUGUGGCAUAUUUUUCCAGUGGCCUUGAUAUCCAGGUUGUCCUUCUGUGGCCCAAAUGUAAUUGAUCACUUUCUGUGUGAUCCUGGGCCUAUUUUGUCUUUGGCCUGCCCUCCAAUCGAAAACUUUCCUCUCAUUAGUCAAAUUGUUGCAGAUGCCCUAGUCAUUCUGGGCAACUUCUUCUUCGUGGUGCUAUCGUAUGGUGCUGUAAUUCUCACCCUGAUGAAAACUUCUAGCCGAGGCAGUCGUAGGAAGGCUUUCUCUACCAUAUCUUUCCACUUGGUGGUGGUGAUGAUCUUCUACGGUCCCGUAGCAGGGAUGUAUGUGAUUCCAGGUGGAGGGAGUGAGUCGGAAGUUGCUAAGUUAGUAACGGUGUUCUACACUGCUCUGACACCCUUUCUCAAUCCCCUGAUCUACAGUCUGAGGAACGAUCAGGUGAAGGAGGCACUACGAAGGCUGAGAAAGAGAAGGAUAAGAUUAUCGAGGAGAAGGGUGACAG
Messenger RNA from Gekko japonicus, 967 nucleotides. RefSeq names its product olfactory receptor 11G2-like. Gene Ontology annotation, cellular component: membrane. The record is from RefSeq and is a predicted model, not a curated record. Lineage: Eukaryota; Metazoa; Chordata; Lepidosauria; Squamata; Gekkonidae. The annotation marks the transcript as partial. The transcript has 2 exons. Gene Ontology annotation, biological process: G protein-coupled receptor signaling pathway. Gene Ontology annotation, molecular function: olfactory receptor activity; G protein-coupled receptor activity.